GAAAUGCCGCUGUCUGCUAUAAAGAAGUAUUUUUUUUUUCUGUCUCGCUGCUGUUUGAACGCAACAAGUCGUGAAGAUGCUGAUAAAGGAAUACAGGAUUGUGCUGCCCUUUUCGGUAGAGGAGUACCAAGUGGGUCAGCUCUAUGUUGUAACGGAGGCCAGUAAGAGUGAGACUGGGGGAGGAGAAGGUGUGGAGGUGUUGAUAAAUGAGCCUUAUGAGAAGGAGGAUGGUGAGAAGGGGCAGUACACCCUCAAGAUCUAUCACUUACAGAGUAAAGCACCAGCCAUAAUCAGAAAGCUGGCUCCAGCAGGUCUUCUUGAAGUGCGUGAAGAGGCCUGGAAUGCGUAUCCUUACUGUCGAACUAUUCUUACAAACGCGUACAUGAAGGACAACUUUAUGAUUAAGAUUGAAACGUGGCACAAAUCUGAUAUGGGGGACACAGACAAUGUACAUGGACUGGAUAUAGCAACACAGCAGAAGGUUGAGAUUGUUCACAUCGACAUUGCUGACAAAAGUCAAGUAUCUGGAGGGGACUACAAACCGGAUGAAGAUCCUGCAACUUUUCAGUCAGUAAAGACAGGUAGAGGCCCUCUGAAAGAAAACUGGAAGACAGAGCUCGCCAACAACUCCAGCUGUCCACACAUGUGUGCCUAUAAGUUGGUCUCCAUCAAGUGCAAGUGGCAUCUCCUUCAAAACAAAUUAGAAAGUUACAUUCAGAAUGUUGAGAAGCGCUUGUUCACCAACUUCCACAGGCAGGUAUUCUGCACAAUGGACAAAUGGAUUGAUCUGUCGAUGGAUGACAUACGACGUAUGGAGGACGAGACAAAAAAAGAGCUGGAUGAGAUGAGAAUGACUGGUGAAGUAAAAGGCUCAAAAGCAUAAGCAAACAGCUAAAAAUCACCAUCCAUAUCACUUUUGACAUCUGAUUGGCAUUCCUACUCUUCUUCAACAGUGAACCUACAGAGGAUGCACUAAGAACCAUUUCUACAUUCUAGGGGGAAUAAAGUUCUCAAGUAUCCAUUUAAAAUGCAAUUUGGAUUUUUUUUUUUUUUUUUUUUUGUGAUUUUACAUUUGUAGUCAUAAUGACUACAGUAUUCUAGUACAGUGUGUUUCCACUAAAUGCACUUACUGCUCUGUUAAAUACACCAAUGUGUACGCACAUGAAACUACUACAUUUAAAGAACUGAAAGCACUC
This is a messenger RNA of Thalassophryne amazonica, 1196 nucleotides long. Its product is annotated as phosphatidylinositol transfer protein beta isoform-like. Gene Ontology annotation, molecular function: phosphatidylcholine intramembrane carrier activity; phosphatidylinositol binding; phosphatidylinositol transfer activity. The record is from RefSeq and is a predicted model, not a curated record. Gene Ontology annotation, cellular component: cytoplasm. Gene Ontology annotation, biological process: phospholipid transport. NCBI's taxonomy places the organism in Eukaryota, Metazoa, Chordata, Actinopteri, Batrachoidiformes, Batrachoididae. The transcript has 12 exons. Bases 77 to 883 code for a protein of 268 amino acids.